ACUUGGUCCCGCCUCGGCCUGGCCACUGCACCAGAAGUAGGAAUCGUUAAUCGUUUCGACGGGAGCGCCAAGGUAUAUAUAACCCCACUCCUCUGAUUGCCUCUGUCUUUGUAGAUCCUGUGAGUCCAAAGGAUGAAAACCAAAACCCGAGCAUGCAAAGCCACGGCUUCCAAAAUUCCUUCCAAAUUAUGUUCAGUGGCUGCCCGAGUCCUGAACAAGCUUCUUGAAGGCAACCAGCCAACUGCAAUAUCAUUGUCAGAAAGGAGUGAAUUGGAUGAAGAUAAUGGAGAUGAUACUAGAAUUCCUGUAGAUGGAUGUGAUGAAGGAAAUGAAGGUGUAGAGAGGCUUAAUCAAUGUCAAGCAGCUAAGAAGCUUGGAAGGAGCAUAAAAAAUGUAGAUCAGCUGACUGCAGGAUCAUUGUUGGAAAGGAGUAAAAUGGCUGAAGAUAAUGAAGAGGAUAGUAGAAUUCCUGUAGUUGGAUGUGAUGAAGUUAAUGAUUCCAUUAAAGGGGUAAAGGGGUCUAAUGAAUGCCAAGCAGAUAAGAGGCUUAAAAAGAGUACAGAAAAUACAGAUAGGCCAAAAGUUAAUCUGUUGGCUGAUGAAUCCAAUCAUCAACAUGAAACUGAACCUGAUAAUGCAGAUAAGCUGCCCAGCCAUGGUAUUUUGGCUGUUGAAAUCAAUGAUGAGAGUGAACAUAAUACUGUCCCAAAUAAUGUGGGUGAGCUCAACUUCACUGAUGAUGAAGCCAAUGAUAAGAGACAAUUUCAUACUCUAGUAAAUGAUGCCAUUAGCCCGAACUGUAGUAUUCUGGUUGAUAAAGCCAAGGAUGAAGGUCAACCUAAUACUGUACCAGAAACAUCAAGGUGCAGUGAUGGAUAUCGUGGUAUAACUCCUAUUUCAACUUUAAGUAAUAAGGUUGAUGUCACUAAGCAGAAACUUUGCCUCUUGAAUUCCCAGGACCUGUUAACUCUAGAUUUUGUGGGAGCAACAGAUGGAACAGAAGAAGGGGUUUGUUUAAAGUGUGCUGAGGGUGGGCAGGUGUUGAUGUGUAGCAGUAAUGACUGUCCAGUAGUGGUUCAUGAAAACUGUUUGGGCUAUCCUGCUAACUUUGACAAUAUAGGCAACUUUUACUGUCCAUUCUGUUUGUACAAACAUGUAACUGUUGAAUUUAAUGAAAUUAAGAAAAAAGUAUAUUUGGCAAAAAAGGCUCUGUGUAGAUUUUUGGGUACAAAUUUGUCAGUGAGGUUAGAUGAGAUUGGGAAGCAAGUGGAUACUUCUAUAACUUGUCAUGCCAAUAAUGCACGUUUUAGAGAAGAAGAGAUAAUUCCAGAGGAAGAUAGACUAAAUACUCUGUUAAACAAAGCAAAUAUGCAUGGAAAUGGCACAGUUGAGAAUGAGGCUGAUGUCUCCAUAGAAGACACAAACUCUGAUGGUGAGACACAUGAUGUCUUAACAGAAAGAAAACAAGACAAGCCAAAGAUGCUCAAAGACAACCAACAUCUAACAGUGGAAGAACAAAUGCCAGCUGAAAGCAAUACUGCAGGUAAGAGAAAUGUAUCCUCAACAACUGUAAAACAUAUGCAGCAAAUGGACCAUAAUCUCAGAAAUUUUGUAGAAGAUCAUCUGCAGAAAGUGACGUCUAUCGCACAGAGUGGUGAAGAUCUACCUUGCAGAGAGGACUUUCCUUUUCUCAGUGAUACGUUUGAUAAGUGCUCAACCAAAAGGAAAAGAAACCACUCCAAUACAUUUGAAGGGUAUAGAUAUAUAAGAGAGGCUGAACAAAAGAGACAUGUAAAAUUUUGUGCUACGUCUGAAAAUAGUAACUCACCCUGUGAAGGCACCAUUUGUGCAGUAAUCAAUGACAAUGAUCAUCUAACAGAGGCAGAGGAACAAAUGCAAGUAAAGGGAAAUAUUGAACAUAAAGGUAGUUCAUCUUUAUCCAAAGGAGAACAUGAACAAAAAGUUGAUUGUCAAACAAAGAGAAAUGUCGAGGAUCAGCUGAAAAAGGAACAAUCUACUGCACACUAUGGUGAUAAUGACCCAAAUAUGGUUGAAGAAGACCAUAUAAGAGAGGAUGAAAGACAGCCAUGUGAAAAAGCCAAUGUGUGGUCCAGAAAUAGGAUCUUGCCCUGCAGAGACACUGAGACUUUACCAAGUGACAGUGACAGAUAUUCGGCACAGAGAAUUAAAAAAGCAAUACUCCAACCACAGAUUUAUGAUCAACCAGAAGAACCUUCUUUGAAAGCAAGUAGUCUUGUGGAUGAAAAUGCAGAAGACCAGAAUAGAAAGGCUAUUGCUUCCAACAAGUCAAUAAAAUACCAAAGGGCAGCUAAUCAUUCCCCCAGCUCUUCAUUUUCUAAUUCAAGACGUAAGAAACUACCUUGGAAGGCUGAAGAGGAAGAAACUCUAAAGAAAGGAGUGCAGAUGUUCUCAACUACAGUGAACAAAAAUAUCCCCUGGAGGAAGAUUUUGGAAUUUGGUGCUAAUGUAUUUGAUGGAACUCGCACCCCAGUUGAUCUGAAGGAUAAAUGGAAAAACAUAAAGAAGGCUAAAGGGAAAGAUGAAGGAAGUUGGGCUUUAAAUGUAUCACCAUUAAAUCAGAUUGCACCCAGCUGCUGCCUAGUUUUAUCUCCUAUAAUAGUAUCUGGUCAAAGUCCAACAUGAAGGGAUAAUUUCUGCAGAUGCUCGAAGACAACAUAAAAGGGCAUCAAGAUGACUAACAAGCUUCAUGCUGAUAAUUUUGUGGUAGAAAGUGGCUGCCUGAACCUAAUUCAAGCAUUGGAAAGGGGAAACUCUCAAAUGGUGAGGGAUGCUUUUUUUUUUUUGUGUGCCAGGACAUCUUGGCGGCUAAAGUAUAAAAACAUUACCUUUUUGUUUUGUAAAUAGAAAUGUAAAUUCAGUGGCUCAUGCCUUUAGCCAAGAAAGGGUUAACUGAGUCUGGAUCCUUUUGUGUUUAGCUGCCCUUGGUGGGUAGACCUUCUUGGAACCAUGGCUCUGUGUCCCUGGGUGGUCUCCUUGUGAGCCAUGACAUCUUGGAGGCUUAAAGUAUAAAAACAUUACAUUUUUUGUUUUGUAAAUAGAAAAGUAAAUUCAGUGGCUCAUGCCCUUUUAGCCAAGAAAGGGUUAACUGAAUCUGAAUGCUUUUGUGUUUAACUGCUCUUCGUGGGUAGAACUUGUGAGCCA
Messenger RNA from Nelumbo nucifera (sacred lotus), 3183 nucleotides. RefSeq lists its product as uncharacterized. The record is from RefSeq and is a predicted model, not a curated record. NCBI's taxonomy places the organism in Eukaryota, Viridiplantae, Streptophyta, Magnoliopsida, Proteales, Nelumbonaceae.